CGAAAAGACGGUGCUGUCAGAGCCAUCGCUUUCCCGGAGACGAAAGCCGGCGAAACCGGUGCUGUCAGAAUCACCGUUUCUUGGAAACGAAAGCUGGCGAUGGUGGUGUAGAAAGAAUCACCGCUUCUCAGAAUCAAACUUGCUAACCGAAAGUGAGUUUGUAAGAAAUUUCGGUUGACGUUUCAUCUUAGCCGUUCCUCUAUGUCGCCGUUCCUCUAUGUCGGAUUUAGGAGAGAGAACCGAGUAGAAGGAGAGAGAAACUUUCCCUACUAAUAAAAUGUUAUUGCAAUAAAUUGAGAGAAGAAAAAAUGAAAAAAAAAACUAAAACUAGUUGUAUAAACAAUGUGGUUUGAGAAAUAUUGAGAAUUGAAGAAGAGAGGGAGAAAGCGGUGGUUUUGUCGUUUAGCGAUAAAGAGAAAUUAAAAGCGAUAAGAAAGGCGAUAAAAUUGUUUGAAGAUCUGAAGUGACCGGCUUUGCAAAUCUGUUUUGAAGCUACGGUUCUUAAGAUCAAGUCUGUUUCCCUUACAAAGGUUCCUGGUUUCUUCUGCUCCAAAAGGUACUGGUGAAACUUUUAGGAGAGAAGCUUUGGUUUGAUUUUUAAUCAGACUUGGUUGGUUUUCAAUCAAGGACAGCUGUGUUUAAGAACUUAAAUUAAAGGUUUGAUCUUCUGUUUGGGAGUAUAUCUGAUGUCAUCAGCAGUGGAUAAGGCCUUAAUGGCCAUGUCUCUGGAGGAUGAUGAUGAUGUGCCUUUUGUCAUGCCUAAUUUACCAGAAUAUUGUUCAACUGAAAGAAACAGAAGGAGCUUAAUUGGGCGUUUCCUCAACCCUGAUUGUCAAAAAAUGUCGGAGUUCAUCUUCCAGAUGCCGCGGAAGUGGCAGAAACAAGGUCGGGUUCGAGGAAUCGCUUUAUCUCAGGAAAGAUUUCAGUUUAUUUUUGAUAAUGAGCAUGAUCUUGUCGAAGUGUUAGAAAAAGGGGUACACACCUUUAAUGAAAGGGCGAUUGUUGUUGAAAGAUGGUCAGAAAAGCCGCCUCCUGACUCUUUACAGUACAUGCCUAUUUGGGCUCAAAUUAGAAACACUCCAAUCAACUAUCAGACGGAGUUAGCGAUUGGAGCUUUGGGAGAUAUUGUGGGCAAGGUUAUUGAGGUUGCGUUUGACCCAUCGAAGGCACGAAGCAACGUCUAUGAAAGAGUUAAGGUUCGUUUUGAUGUUUCUAGACCUCUGAGGAAAGAAAAAGUCAUUGAUCUCCCAGAGGGUGAAAAAACAAAAGUUUUAUUCAACUAUGAGAGAGUUCAGAAACGAUGUUAUACUUGCCAAAGGCUAACCCACGAUCAAUCAGUGUGUCCUAUCAAUAUUCAUAGGAGACAAAUUGAAGCGAUGACAAGAAGAGAUGGAGGGAGUGUUGUUAAGAAAAAGGUUAAUCUAGUGCUUUCGGAAUCUGAUCCGUUGUUUGGUGUUCUAGAAGAGAAUCAAGUUGGGAUAAAUCCAAACACAGGGAGACCAAGAAUUGCGCUGGAGGUUUUGGAUGGUAUGAGGCAAUAUUUGCUUAUGGCUAAAGGAGAAGAUCGACUUAUUAGAGAGGAAAGAGUUAAGUCGUCUGUCAGAGAAGUAGAAAAAGAUCCAGUCUUAAUGAAAUAUGCUUUAAGCUUGGAGCCAGUGCCGAUGGUGACAAAAGACUUGGAGAAAGGGAAAGGCGUAGUUUUUGGUUAUGAGCCGGAAGGUGUUUCAAAUAGUAUGAAUGUCCCCCAAGUUCAAGGUGAAAAACUGAUGGCAUCAGCUAUUAGAGCUAAUCCCCUAGUUGGAUGGAGGCCAGAGUAUUCGCAUAGACAUGAGAAUCCGGUUGAUAUUCCUCAAUCUUCUAAUUCCUCAUCUUCCUUGAGUGGUUUUACGGGUGCUAGGUUGAAAUCUUUUGAUCUCAAUCUGUCCGGAACUUCUUUAAAGAAGAUGAGUGUCAGGAAAAGGCCGGGGAAAAACAAGAGGAAUACAAAAGCUAUUGCUGGUCAGGAGGACAACAUUCAGAUAGCUUUUAAGGAAGGAGCUUUGAUAGGAAAUGUUGAGAAAAGGAAAGCAGUUGAUCAGAUGGGUGGAGUUCCCAAAGCUGUAAAGCAAAUAACUCAUGAGGCAGUCCCGAAGGAGGGACUGUCCAAAGAUUUUUGAGUUUACUGGCUUGGAAUUGUCGAGGACUGGGAUCUUCUCAGGACUUGACAAUUCCUAGGC
This is a messenger RNA of Brassica rapa (field mustard), 2216 nucleotides long. RefSeq lists its product as uncharacterized. Lineage: Eukaryota; Viridiplantae; Streptophyta; Magnoliopsida; Brassicales; Brassicaceae. The record is from RefSeq and is a predicted model, not a curated record.